This is a messenger RNA of Fusarium poae, 1203 nucleotides long. RefSeq lists its product as uncharacterized. The coding region runs from base 1 to 1203 and encodes 400 amino acids. Gene Ontology annotation, molecular function: phytanoyl-CoA dioxygenase activity. Gene Ontology annotation, biological process: fatty acid alpha-oxidation. The transcript has a single exon. The record is from RefSeq and is a predicted model, not a curated record. Lineage: Eukaryota; Fungi; Ascomycota; Sordariomycetes; Hypocreales; Nectriaceae.
AUGACUACCAGCUGUCAUACAGACAACGAGUUUCUCUCGCAACAAGGCCAAGAAUGGAUCUUCAGACCAUCAACUUCCCCUUCGCUAGAUACCUUGAAAUUACUUUGUUCCCAAAAAGCUACCAAAGAAGAUUACCCACUCGCAGAAGACAUCCAGUGCAACGUCCCUAUCUACAAUUUUGGCGAGUACUCAACCUUGACUGGAGACCAAAAGUCUGCCCUUCAAGAUGAAUGGUACAAGGUCCUUCUGUACGGGCCUGGUGUUUUUGUUACUACCAGCCUCUACCAAGAUCUGGACGUGAUCAAUAAAUCAACAUCGGCCUUCGGAGACAUCAUCAAGAAGGAGGGUGAGAGCGCAAAAACAGCUGGCGAUCAUUUUGCUAGUGCUGGCAAGAAUGAUCGAAUCUGGAACUCGUUCAGCAAGCAUGGCCUUCAAGAUCCCGAGUCUUUCUUCCGAUACUUCUCGAACCCUUACCUCGAUCUCAUUUUUGCUUCAUGGCUUGGUCCAGGAUAUCGCAUCACCACUCAAGUCAACAACGUUCGGCCUGGAGGACAGCCACAGGUUUCCCACCGCGACUAUCACCUAGGUUUUAUGUCCGCAGAGAGAUGUGGGAGAUAUCCUCGAGCCAUGCAAAUUGCCAGCCAGUGUUUGACCCUGCAAGGCGCUGUGGCACAUGUCGACAUGCCUCUCGAAAGUGGCCCAACAAGACUGUUACCCUUCAGCCAAGCCUUCGCCCCUGGAUAUAUGGCUUAUCGUCUUCCCGAGUUCAACAAAUUCUUUCUGGACAACUACAUUUCACUUCCGCUCAAGAAAGGCGAUGGCUUGUGGUUCAACCCAGCUUUAUUCCACGCAGCAGGAGAGAACAAAUCUGUAGAUAUCAAUCGGCUUGUCAACCUCUUUCAGAUAAGCAGUGCUUUCGGAAAGCCGAUGGAGACGAUUGAUGCGCUACCCUUGGUAGAGAGUACAUGGGAUGUUUUAUCUACUUCAUAUAAAGAAAAUGGCCUAAGCGAGGUCGAGAUGUUUAUCUCUGCCGUUGGAGAAGGGUAUCCCUUUCCGACUAAUCUGGACAAUAACCCACCGAGAAGCGAAAACAUGGCUCCCGAUUCGGAACAAGACGUUAUCAGAGAUGCAUUGGUGAAGGGGAGGACCAAAGCAGAGGUUUUGGCUGAUCUUGCAGAGUUUCGGACAAAGAUCAAAGCGUAG